AUUAGCAUUCUCUUGCUCACAUUAGACAUUGAGCGCCGGGGUAAGAGGCCACACACAAAAUCUGAGACCAAAACACGAGAAUACAAAUCGCAAGUUUACUUGUUGAGACUAUUCCGUGUGAAGUCAUUGAAAGCCAACCCCGGCGCCAAUUCAAAUCAAUAAUUUUCAUCAUUCCAUCACUACUGGACGAAGUUCUGCAAUCUCUACAAGCCAUGGCUAUGGAGUUGUUGUGUUGCGAACCCGGAGUGCGAGUUCGAUAUGCUUACAAAGACCCAGUUAUUUUAAAGGACGAUCGUGUGUUAAAAAACCUACUAGCGUGUGAAGAAAAGUAUUUACCUAGCUGUAAUUAUUUUAAAAUUGUGCAAACUGAAGUAGAACCAAAUAUGAGGCGAAUGGUAGCUACGUGGAUGUUGGAAGUAUGUGAAGAACAACAAUGCGAAGAGGAAGUUUUUCCUUUAUCUAUGAACUAUUUAGACAGAUUAUUAUCCAUGCUACCCAUUAGAAAAUGCGAACUUCAAUUACUUGGUGCUGUAUGUAUGUUUAUCGCGAGCAAGCUGAAGGAAACAACGCCACUAACAGCCGAAAAGCUUUGCAUAUACACAGAUAAUUCUAUAACAUGUGAAGAGCUAUUAGAUUGGGAACUCUUAGUAUUAGGCAAGUUAAAAUGGGAUGUAUCUGCAGUUACAGCGUACGAUUUCUUGGAACAGAUCUUUAGCCGACUUCCACUCGAUUCCUCCACGUCUGAAGUUCUUCGUAAGCAUGCCGCGACCUUCAUAGCUCUCUGUUGCACAGAUGAUAAAUUUUUACUUUAUACUCCUUCGAUGUUGGCGGGCGCUUCUGUGUGUGCUGCAUUCACCGGUCUGGGUAUAUCAGAUUCACAUCGGAACUCGAAAUCAUGGUCAGCAACCAAGCUAGCUUCUCUUUUACAAAGCAUCACAAAUAUUGAACCAGAAUGUUUACGAAGUUGUCAAGAUCUUAUGGAAGAAGUUUUACAUUUAAGUGUAAAGUCGGACAAAUCGCGGAACAACGUAAUGGAUCAACCGAGUACCCCAAGUACACCGACAGACCUACAAGAUAUUCAAUUUUAAUGAGCGCAUGAAAAAGCGCACUCGAUAAAGACUUAUAAAAUUGUGACUAUUGCGUCACCUUGGAUUUACGUCCGAACAAAGCUAGUGUGAGUGUAUAUAUUGUAAUAAAGAUUGGAUACGACUGA
Actinia tenebrosa (Australian red waratah sea anemone) is the source of this 1213-nucleotide messenger RNA. Its product is annotated as G1/S-specific cyclin-D2. The record is from RefSeq and is a predicted model, not a curated record. Lineage: Eukaryota; Metazoa; Cnidaria; Anthozoa; Actiniaria; Actiniidae.